AUGGAUAUAAAAACGAAGGCGUACGAGAAGCAGACAAACAGUUCCACUUGAUACUCGCAAGACGAUAGAACCCAGAGAGAGAAGUGCUUCAAGUCCCAUCAUGUAUUUGCUUAUAAGUCUCUUUGGAGUGCUGGCGGUGAUGCAGCAGCAGCUGGAGGCCGCAUACAUCCCGGAUUCGGAUAGGAAUACGAAAACUCUCCAGAACGAUCUGCAGGUGGAGCGGGAUGGCAACUAUCGCUAUGCAUACGAGACAUCCAAUGGCAUAUCCGCCUCCCAGGGCGGCCUAGGCGGUGUGUCUGUUCAGGGCGGCUCCAGUUACACCUCUCCCGAAGGAUCUGUGAUCAGUGUUAGCUACGUGGCCGAUGAGACUGGCUAUCACCCAGUGGGCGAUCACAUACCCAAAGUGCCGGACUACAUUCUGCGCGCCCUGGAGUACAUUCGCACGCAUCCGUAUCAGGUGAAGGAUUACUACACGGGCGAGCUGAAGCCAGUGGCCCACGAUGCUGCCGCUUUCAAUGUCUACAGCAGAAACAUCCACGAACAGACGACACCUCGUUCCCGGCCAAGUGCCACACCAAAGACCAUUUAUCUCACACAUCCACCCACCAUCCAACCUCUGCGACAGCGACAAAGCGCUUCGAGACGUCGAUGAUCCGUGGAUAGGUGAUUGGAGAUCGGUAAUGGGGGGCAGGUCUCAAUAGAACACAAUGCAAAAAUCUGUGAAUUUCAAACUUAACAAUUAAUUAAGGCACAAAAACAAUAAAUAUAGAAACAACGUAA
Drosophila subobscura is the source of this 780-nucleotide messenger RNA. RefSeq names its product pupal cuticle protein (gene Pcp). Gene Ontology annotation, molecular function: structural constituent of chitin-based larval cuticle. Gene Ontology annotation, cellular component: chitin-based extracellular matrix. The record is from RefSeq and is a predicted model, not a curated record. The transcript is spliced from 2 exons. NCBI's taxonomy places the organism in Eukaryota, Metazoa, Arthropoda, Insecta, Diptera, Drosophilidae. The coding region runs from base 101 to 652 and encodes 183 amino acids.